Messenger RNA from Cladocopium goreaui, 4596 nucleotides. The record is from the annotation of a GenBank genome assembly. Lineage: Eukaryota; Dinophyceae; Suessiales; Symbiodiniaceae.
AUGGCCAUGGCUAUUUCGGCCGAGCAGCCUGUCAUGCCCAGUGAGGUGGAACAGAUGUCACUGCUGCGGGCCGAGUCGCCUUCCAUGACGAUGCGCGACAGCGUCCCUUGGCGCGGUCAUCGCCCCGCGCUGAUGGCAUGUUCCCUGUGUUCCCUGGGCCUGGUGGUUUUACUGCUGGUCAUCUCUGGCGAAAAAGCUAGGGAUGUUGCGCAUCUCAAAGAACUUCAACAGAAGCAGGAGACGCCUGUCCAGUUUCAGCUGGGAGGGACCCUGGUCCCUGGCCCCGGCUGCCCUGCCACCUGUGGUGAAUUCGUAGAGUGUGCCUUGGACCGGCGCAGCAAGCAGAACCUACUGGAUCUGCAGUGGCUAGCAGAUUCGCAAGCUUUGGCCAUCCCCGGAACAAUCGGAGCUGGUCUGGCUUACGACAAGGCCACAGGAUCUCUAGCCCUUUAUCCAGAAGUCCUGGCACUGAGCAAACCCACCAGGCUGGCCAAUAAGCAGGUGGUACCGAGGACACCAGACUUCCAGUGUCCCAACACUAGCUGCUGGAUACCAAGGGGCUAUUUGAAUGAUGAUUACUGUGAUUGUCCAGGAAGCUGCGCUGAUGAAGAGUUUCACAGCUGUGAGGAGUGCGGAGUGGGACUGACAUCGUUUUCGUCCUUUUCGGUGAGUCCGGAUGCAUGUCCCGACCUUCGGUGCCGUGACCCAGCUUUGGACCAGUUCUUCAGCCAACGCUGCUUGGGACCCGGGGUGGUCACGGAUCCUUUCAUUUGUCCGGACGACGGUGGCACACCUGGGUGCACCAUCAACAAGAGCUUGGUGGACAACAACGUGUGCGACUGCCCUGGCACCUGCGCGGACGAGACAUCGUACACAUGUGAAAACUGUUCCGCGGUAUUAGCCUUUGUGAAUUUGUGGUUCUUGCGUUUCUUUUUGCGGUGUCCCUUCUCGUUGGGCUUGCAGCCCUUCGAACGGAGUAUUUCAAUGUCCUGCCGUGAUGUUUGCCAGUGCCCGACCGCGUGCCAACAACUCUACAACUAUUACUAUUCUGAUUACCCGGAUGAACUUCAACCCCCAGGCGUUGAUGCCAUUCUCUGCACAUGGGCGCAAGCCGCUGCGCAACUGCCUCGCUUCCAAUGUCCACCUCCUGGCAAGUGCUCCUUACCACUCGGAUUUGUGAACGACAACGUCUGCGACUGUCCAGGAACAUGUGCUGAUGAGGAAAACUGGGACUGUGACACGUGCGUGUGUCCAGAUGUUUGCGGCAUCAGGAAUCGCAAUUGUUUUGACGUCUACUUUGCUUGCCCACUCAGCAAUUGCACUAUCAGUAUCUACCGCCUCAACGAUGGGAACUGUGAUUGUCCAACCUGCGCAGAUGAAAACAAUUUUACCUGCGACACUUGCGCUUCUGGGUGCCCAACGAACCAGACUUGCCACCAACAGUUCUUGUAUCCAUGUGAGUAUCGGACCUUCAGGUGCCCUCAACGCCCGGAUGCUUCCCAAUGCAUUAUUGCACCCACUUUCUUGAACGACAACUUCUGUGAUUGUGACGACUGCUCAGACGAAGAGGCUUGGGACUGCAGCAAUUGCUCAUCCGGCUGCCCGGAGGUUUGCCCCGGAGGCAACGGAAACUUUGUUGCUCCCGAAAUAAACGGCGAAAGAUUCCCCAAUUAUCAGAGGGCAGUCAACUGCUUUGGGCAGCAGUUCAACUUGAAUUUUCCCGUUCAAUGCCCUGGCUAUCCUGCACAUCCCGGCUCACCCGCCAUGAAGCUCGGAUGUGCCAUAAACUACACGGCGCUGAAUGACAACAACUGUGACUGCCCCUCAUGCAGAGAUGAGAACAUUGAAAUCUGUGAAGAUGGCGUUUGCAGCUCCUCCAUCUUCUGCAGUCCCGGGGGGGUGAACUCGAGGAUCUGCAAAUGCCCCAGCAGCUGCGGGGAAUCGACCAGCUGCGCGGGGAAAUGCAUGGGAGAUCCGCUGCUCUUUUCCUUCGUUGAAGAGUUCCCGAUUGAAUGUGUCUACUUCUGUCCGGGCGUUUAUUGUGGCAAGCACGUGCAGAUCCUGAACAACAGCGUGUGCGAUUGUGUCAACUGUGAAGAUGAAGCGGACUGGUCCUGCGCUACUUGUCAAUGCCCUGCCGCACCACUUGAAGUUUCCGAGUUCAACGAACAGGGCUGUGGCUUUGAGCCCUUGGAUGUGGUGGUGCAAGGGAAGGGUCUGCUGGACGAUUCGUUGCGGGGCAAAUUCUAUUGUUUCUUUCGUCCCUUUGACUUUGAGGAUCCUUUUCCCAGGAAAUUGCCCGAUGGCCUGGAUGGAUCCAUGGCGAACGAGUUGCUGGAAAGGGCCAGCAAGACGCCAAGAAACAAUCGGUUGGAGCUGGCGAUAGAUGACCUUGUGAGCCGGGCGCUGGCAGAUGAUGAAGUCAGGAAAACCAUGGAGUCGGCCACUGCAGACGGGUAUACUGGGCCAGCCUUGCAGGCCGAAAUGGAUGCACUUGCCACGUCCAUCGGGAUGGAAAAAAAGUCGGAGGCCUAUGGUUUGGUGCAUUCGGCGCUGGCAGAACGCGAGGUUCAAAAAGUGCUGGAAAAUUGUGUAACCACAGGCUUCAGUGAAGGAGCCAAGGAGGAAGUGAGGCUUCUUGCGCUCAAGAAAGCCAUGGCCCCACAACCUGAGAGGUUGGAACUGGGGCUGAAGCCUCUAUAUCUACCCCGCACUUUGCCUUCAGGUGACAAAACGUCGCGGCGACUGCAAGCGGACUUCGCCGAUUCAUUCAAACCCCUCCAGAGGUUUGAUUGCCCGGGGACCGAAUGCUUCAUCCCUCAAUCCGGCGUCAACAAUCGCGUUUGUGAUUGCCCCGGCUGCGAAGACGAGGAGGCCUUUGGCUGUGGCACAUGCAUCCCCGUUGUGCCCUUGGGAUCAGUGCCCGUGCCGGCGCAGACCAACAUUGGAGUGGCUGUAGGUGUCAGCCUUGGCGUGGCCGUGGGCGUUGGUUUGGGCGUGGGUCUGGGCGUGUCGGCGGCGCUCAGCGGCGUCUUCGCGGCCGUGGGGCUGGUGCAGUUCACCGUGGCCAACGCGGAGGAGUUCAUCAACAACCGCAACGUGCAGCAAGGCUUGAAGAAGGCCUUCAUCCGCUUGGCCGGCUUAGCCAUCGCCGAAGCCGCCGUGACUCUGAAUUGGGCCUGCGCGGGCGAUGCGCUGGCGCAGUUGAACAGCAAGCUGCGACGGCUGGGAGAGGCAGUGAAGUUGUGCUUCGAGAUCGAAAUUGAAGGCGAGCAGCAAAGCUUGGAGGCCUGUGAGCUCCUGGCGGGGACCUCCCCCGGAAACGCGGCGCGGGUGAUCAAUGAGGAGCUGAAGGAAGUGAGCGAUCAGGAGGUCCAGGUUGUGCAAUGGACUGCCAAUCCGAAUCCACGCAGCAAGAACCCCACCAGCGCUGAGCUGCCAAGGUCCUUCGAAGCGCCUAAGGCAGUGGUCGGACCCAAGGUGCCUGCAGUCGGACCCAAGGCGCCUGUCGGAGCGCCUGCAGUGCAAACACCGGUGGUUGUGGAUGGGGUGACAACAGCAGUACCAGUCAAAGAAGGGGUUGAGAUCUGGCAACAAAGUCAGGGAUCUCUUGCUCCAGGACUGGUGCGGAAGUGCGGGCUGGUGACUGGCGAGGCCCUUGGUCAAGCAUUGGAGCUCCCGGCUGGAGACGUGCUAUGUGAAGUGGAACAGACGUCACUGCUGGCCGAGUCGCCUUCCAUGACGAUGCGCGACAGCGUCCCUUGGCGCGGUCAUCGCCCCGCGCUGAUGGCAUGUUCCCUGUGUUCCCUGGGCCUGGUGGUUUUACUGCUGCUCAUCUCUGGCGAAAAAGCUGGGGAUGUUGCGCAUCUCAAAGAACUUCAGCAGAAGCAGGAGACGCCUGUCCAGUUUCAGCUGGGAGGCACCCUGGUCCCUGGCCCCGGUUGCCCUGCCACCUGUGGUGAAUUCGUAGAGUGUGCCUUGGACCGGCGCAGCAAGCAGAACCUACUGGAUCUGCAGUGGCUGGCAGAUUCGCAAUAUCCUGAAGCAGGAGGCAGCCAAAUCCUCGGAGCUGGGCUGGCUUACGACAAGGCCACAGGAUCUCUAAACCUUUAUCCAGAAGUCGUGGCACUAAUCAAACCCGUCAGGCUGGCCAAUAAGCAGGUGGUACCGAGGACACCAGACUUCCAGUGUCCCAACACUAGCUGCUGGAUACCCAGGGGCUAUUUAAAUGACGAUUACUGUGAUUGUCCAGGAAGCUGCGCUGAUGAAGAGUUUCACAGCUGUGAGGAAUGCGGUGUGGGACUGACAUCGCGUUCAUCCUUUUCGGAGAGUCCGGAUGCAUGUCCCGACCGUCGGUGCCGUGACCCAGCUCUGGACCAGUUCUUCAGCCAACGCUGCUUGGGACCCGGGGUGGUCACGGAUCCUUUCAUUUGUCCGGACGACGGUGGCACACCUGGGUGCACCAUCAACAAGAGCUUGGUGGACAACAACGUGUGUGACUGCCCUGGCACCUGCGCGGACGAGACAAACUACACUUGUGAAAACUGUUCCGCGGUAUUAGCCUUUGAAUUUGUGGUCAGUUUUGUUGGUGCGUGA